AUGCGGCACGCACAGGUUGGCAUCACCCUCCUCUUCGCUAGCGCUGCAGUGAUCGUGGAGGACUUUGUGGACAAGGUGAAGGGAAUCAUCUGGAUCGCCUAUCCCGGCCCGUUGGGCGGACGGGCCUUGGCAGACAUUCUCAGUGGCGAGGUGAACCCCAGUGGCCGAAUGCCGAUGGUGACCCCGAAGCGGCCCGAGGACUACCUGCCCCCGGGCAUCAACGUUGAGCCCUGGGCCGCAGACAAGAUUGAUGUCGCGCCGACCUAUCCCUACAGCCACGGGUUCAAGCACAUGUGGGAUCGCGACAUCCAGCCGCGGUUUCCGUUUGGUUGGGGCCUCAGCUACACCAGCUUCCAGCACUCCAAGCUCGCUGCGGAACUCGACCUUGGGAAUUCCCGCAUCCUCGUGCGCACAGAGGUCCGCAACACCGGCAGCCAGGCAAGGCGUGAGUUCGAGGUUGACGUUUUCAGGGCACGGUACCUCAGUUUCUUGGCUGAGGGCAGUCGCAGCAGGACUGGGCCACUGGUCCAAAAAACAAGCUUGAAGGCUAUGUGCAUGGUGAUGGCCCGGGCCGUGAAGGAGCAAGUGCUGCGAGAUCUUUGCAAGGCGGAAGCACGGUGCUUGACGCUGGAUGAUCGAAAACAGUACAGGUUGUUCACUUACGAGGCCAGCAUUGUGGAGGAAGUGGACGGCCUCCCGAAGGCUGGUCGAAAGCAAGGCCACCUUUGCGUGCAAGAUAUUCUCUGCUCCAAGGAGUCGUUGAAAAACCUUCGAGGUCGAGUAUUGCGAAAAGAUAGCAGCCACCGCUGUAAAAGCAAUCGAUGA
Symbiodinium sp. CCMP2456 is the source of this 825-nucleotide messenger RNA. NCBI's taxonomy places the organism in Eukaryota, Dinophyceae, Suessiales, Symbiodiniaceae. The record is from the annotation of a GenBank genome assembly.